Carassius gibelio (silver crucian carp) is the source of this 1618-nucleotide messenger RNA. Its product is annotated as cbp/p300-interacting transactivator 1-like. Lineage: Eukaryota; Metazoa; Chordata; Actinopteri; Cypriniformes; Cyprinidae. Bases 265 to 723 code for a protein of 152 amino acids. Gene Ontology annotation, biological process: regulation of DNA-templated transcription. The record is from RefSeq and is a predicted model, not a curated record. The transcript has 2 exons. Gene Ontology annotation, cellular component: nucleus.
UAGGCUAAUGCCUUUGAUUCAGUUAGUAACAGUUCAUUGAGGGUGAUCUCCUGCAACAGGACGGGGAACACUUCUACAAACUUCACUUAAAUAUUUAUCUUUUUCAAAUACAACAGCACCUUAUUUCAAAAGCUUUAUUUUCCCGCAGUGCACGUUUAGCGCAUUUGAUUGUCAUAAAUUCUAAAAAGUCUUGCUCUUCAGUCAUACUGGAUUCACAACAAGAACUCAAGUUGACCAUUUCUCCUGUAAAGGUGUGUCCAACUAAUGAGCCUCCUGUGUUCUAGUGCCACCAUGAAGGACCGUGACUCUCUCUCUCUCCUGCACUACUCUGGUUCAGGCAAGACGAGCCCUCAGUUCCCCUCCGCUGCCCUCCAUCCCAGCUCCCCCGUGAUGGGAAAACCCCAGCCUUUCUGCCUGCAGUCCGGCCAGCAUUUCAUAGCCUCCAUGCAGCUUCAGAAACUCAACAGCCACUAUCAGAAUCUGUCCUCUGCAGCUACCACUGGAACCAGUAAAGGGUACGGAGCCACCAUGCUGGACCCAGGACAGGUCACCACCCCUGGGGCGGCACAGGCACCUGGGAUCAUUGAUUCUGAUCCGGUCGAUGAGGAAGUUCUGAUGUCACUGGUUGUUGAGCUGGGUUUGGACCGUGCCAAUGAGCUUCCAGAGCUAUGGCUGGGUCAGAAUGAGUUUGACUUCAUUGCGGAUGUGCCAGCUGGCUGCUGACCCUCUCAGGUGCUAACCAAAUCUACCAAAUCAAAGCGUCCAAUGAAUGGCAAUUUAACAGGGCUAUGAAAAGAAAAUUCAGCUCUCAGAUAUAAACUGUCAAGAGCUAUUAUUUAUGGAUUUGGAGGGCAGAGUAAUGUAGGUUUGCUCUUAGGUGAGCUAUAGACUUUCAAAAGAAUUUCAGAAGUUUUCAGAAGCCUUAAGGACUUCGCACGCAAACCAAAAUGGCCAUCCUUUCACCCUGCCUUCCAGGCAUCUAUAUUUCCAAAGCUCAUUCAAGCCCUUAUAGAAUCCACAUCAUGACAUUUGGACUGGACUUGAAAGAUCAACUCAUUGAGAGGUUGGUGCAAGAACAGAGAGAACAAAGAAUUUCGGCUGCCCUUGCCUGUCUGCUGCCUGUUGGUCUGACUUUGGAUGGUGUUACAAGUGUGUGAUGGAAGGUGAUCGUGAAAUUGGUGCGCUCCAUCAUUCAAGAGAUUCCCUUGAGAGGCCGUGUCAUCGCAAGCUUCACUGGUCACAAAGGAACUCGACCUGGCCGAACCUUUUCCAUGGUUAAAUAUAUUAAUGAGAUGUGUCUGUUUACCCCACCAUUCAGCCUGCAUGGUCUGAUAGCCUUAUUUUUAUAUUUUAGUUUAUUUGUCUAGAGAUGAUUAAUUCAUGCACUUAAAAAGGUCACUGUUAUAAUAAAAAAAAGAAUAUUGCCUACUGUCUUUUUUUUCUUCCUUAAAUGUACUGUUCUCACUCUUUCUAUUUUUUUUUCUUUUUUUUUUGUUGGUCUUGUAGGCUGUAUGAAUAAAGUUAAUUGUUAUCUGUGCAGGUCUUCUACAAAAACACAAAUGUUACACAUUUGACAUGCUUAAAAUUCAUUCAAUUUACCCACUGAAAGAGGAAUUUG